Schistosoma bovis is the source of this 1104-nucleotide messenger RNA. Lineage: Eukaryota; Metazoa; Platyhelminthes; Trematoda; Strigeidida; Schistosomatidae. The record is from the annotation of a GenBank genome assembly.
AUGACAGAUUUUUGGGAAAAUCUAUUCAAAAUAUACAUAGAAAGACUCACUGCAUUUUCAUCAUCAUCAUCAUCAUCAUCAUCAUCAUCAUCAUCAUCAUCAUCAUCAUCAUCAUCAUCAUCAUCAUCAUCAUCAUCAUCAUCAUCAUCAUCAUCAUCAUCAUCAUCAUCAUCAUCAUCAUCAUCAUCAUCAUCAUCAUCAUCAUCAUCAUCAUCAUCAUCAUCAUCAUCAUCAUCAUCAUCAUCAUCAUCAUCAUCAUCAUCAUCAUCAUCAUCAUCAUCAUCAUCAUCAUCAUCAUCAUCAUCAUCAUCAUCAUCAUCAUCAUCAUCAUCAUCAUCAUCAUCAUCAUCAUCAUCAUCAUCAUCAUCAUCAUCAUCAUCAUCAUCAUCAUCAUCAUCAUCAUCAUCAUCAUCAUCAUCAUCAUCAUCAUCAUCAUCAUCAUCAUCAUCAUCAUCAUCAUCAUCAUCAUCAUCAUCAUCAUCAUCAUCAUCAUCAUCAUCAUCAUCAUCAUCAUCAUCAUCAUCAUCAUCAUCAUCAUCAUCAUCAUCAUCAUCAUCAUCAUCAUCAUCAUCAUCAUCAUCAUCAUCAUCAUCAUCAUCAUCAUCAUCAUCAUCACCAUCAUCAUCAUCAUCAUCAUCAUCAUCAUCAUCAUCAUCAUCAUCAUCAUCAUCAUCAUCAUCAUCAUCAUCAUCAUCAUCAUCAUCAUCAUCAUCAUCAUCAUCAUCAUCAUCAUCAUCAUCAUCAUCAUCAUCAUCAUCAUCAUCAUCAUCAUCAUCAUCAUCAUCAUCAUCAUCAUCAUCAUCAUCAUCAUCAUCAUCAUCAUCAUCACCAUCAUCAUCAUCAUCAUCAUCAUCAUCAUCAUCAUCAUCAUCAUCAUCAUCAUCAUCAUCAUCAUCAUCAUCAUCACCAUCAUCAUCAUCAUCAUCAUCAUCAUCAUCAUCAUCAUCAUCAUCAUCAUCAUCAUCAUCAUCAUCAUCAUCAUCAUCAUCAUCAUCAUCAUCAUCAUCAUCAUCAUCAUCAUCAUCAUCAUCAUCAUCAUCAUCAUCAUCAUCAUCAUCAUCAUCAUCAUCAUCAUCAUCAUCAUCAUCAUCAUCAUCAUCAUAG